AUGUCAGGGUUUAGCUUUGGAAAUAAUAGUAAUACCAACGCAGGAUCAUUUUCGUUUGGUGGUAACAAUAAUCAACAAAAUACUGGGUUUGGAUCGUCAAAUACUGGAGCAUCAGGUUUUUCAUUUGGAUCAAACCAAAACAACAAUACUAGUGGCAAUGCUAAUGAAGCGUCAAAGCCGCUAUUUGGGUCAACUUCCACGUCCAAUACUGGCGCACCAACAUUCUCGUUGAAUAAUAAUAACAACAGCGCUUCCGGUUUAGGAUCCAAUACCAAUGCAUCCUCUAGUCCUUUUGGUGCUCCUAAACAAUUGGAAGGGGGACUCUUUGGUAAUAAAACACCGACAUCCAAUUCAUCGAACUUGUUUGGCAAGAACGACAAUCAGACUAGCAAUACAUUCGGGUCAAAUAAUGGCGGUCAGUCUGCGUUUGGCUCUAGCAAUUCGUCUACCCCAGCUCCAGCAUUCAAUUUAGGUGCAUCAAAGCCAGAAGAUAAACAAAGCGAGAAGCCAUCGGGCGGAUUAUUUGGUGCUUCAGGUGAUUCAAAACCAGCAUCUGGUGGUCUUUUCGGUUCCAAUGACAACAAACCGGCUACAGGUGGCUUAUUUGGAUCUAAUGGAACACAAUCCUCGUCUGGUGGAUUAUUCGGUACCAAUAAGGAUGAAAGUAGUGCAUCUGCUACACCUAAACCAGCAACUGGAGGUUUAUUUGGUUCCAGUGAAUCAAAACCAGCUUCUGGUGGAUUAUUUGGAGCAAAAAAUGACAAUAAUGCCGCUAACAAUUCUAAUGCUGGUGGACUUUUUGGUAGUAAACCUGCGAGUGGUUUUUCGUUCGGAGCAAAGAAAGAUGGUGAAAGUAAAGAAACUCCCCCCUCUACUGGACUUUCUUUUGGCGCUAAAAAAGAUGACAAGCCAUCAACAGGAUUCUCAUUUGGUGCUGCUAAAGACGGAGAGAAGAAAGACGAACAACCUGUUUCAGGAUUCUCGCUUGGUGCUAAGAACGAUGAAAAUAAAAAAGAUGAAAACGCUACAAGCGCCUUCACCUUCGGAGCACAAAAGAAUGAUGACAAGAAAGAUGAUAAGCCAUCAGCAGGAUUUUCUUUCGGUACUAAGAAGGAUGACGAAAAGAAAGAUGACAAGCCUUCUUUAGGAUUGUUUGGAGCCAAGAAAGAUGAAGGAAAACCUGCUUCAGGCUUUUCGUUCGGUUCUAAGACGGAUGAGACUAAAAAGGACGACAAACCUGCUUUAGGAUUUUCAUUUGGUGCCAAGAAGGAAGAAGACAAAAAAGAAGAUAAACCUUCUUCAGGAUUCUC
Debaryomyces fabryi is the source of this 1310-nucleotide messenger RNA. RefSeq names its product nucleoporin FG repeat-containing protein. The annotation marks the transcript as partial. Gene Ontology annotation, biological process: protein import into nucleus; RNA export from nucleus. The record is from RefSeq and is a predicted model, not a curated record. Gene Ontology annotation, cellular component: nuclear pore; nuclear pore central transport channel. The transcript has a single exon. Gene Ontology annotation, molecular function: structural constituent of nuclear pore; phospholipid binding. NCBI's taxonomy places the organism in Eukaryota, Fungi, Ascomycota, Pichiomycetes, Serinales, Debaryomycetaceae.